Labrus mixtus (cuckoo wrasse) is the source of this 393-nucleotide messenger RNA. RefSeq names its product neuromedin-B receptor-like. Gene Ontology annotation, molecular function: G protein-coupled peptide receptor activity. The transcript is spliced from 2 exons. NCBI's taxonomy places the organism in Eukaryota, Metazoa, Chordata, Actinopteri, Labriformes, Labridae. The record is from RefSeq and is a predicted model, not a curated record. The annotation marks the transcript as partial. Gene Ontology annotation, cellular component: membrane. Gene Ontology annotation, biological process: G protein-coupled receptor signaling pathway.
ACUUAGAUGGAUAUUUCUCUGUGUCUCUCCGUCAGGUAUAAGGCGAUAGUGAACCCGAUGGACAUCCAGACGUCCAGCGCCGUCUUCUGGACGUGUCUGAAGGCCGUUUCUAUCUGGCUGCUGUCCGUCCUGCUCGCCGUCCCCGAGGCCAUUUUCUCUCAAGUUGUCACCUUGCAGGGUCAAAGGGACAACACGAACGUCACCUUUGUGAACUGCGUGCCCUACCCGAUGUCCAAUCAGAUGCAUCCAAAGAUCCACUCUGUGAUGAUCUUUCUGGUUUACUUCCUGAUCCCUCUCACCAUCAUCUCCGUGUACUACUACCACAUCGCCCGCACGCUCAUCAAGAGCGCCCACGACAUGCCGGGCGAGGUCAGCGAGCACACCAAGAGACAG